AUGAAACCUGCGCGCAACCCUACACAUUUACACUGUUUCUCUCUUGCUGCACAUCACCGUUCACAAACCAAGCUCGUUGCCAUUGAAAUAAUGGCUCAAUACCAGGAGAACGCGGCUGCAGCAGCGGCGCAACCAGAGAUGGAAGAGAGAGACGUGGUGGGCGAGAAUGGCGCAGCGGCGCAUGAUGAAGACGGUGAUAGCGUCAACUGGGCCCAGCUUACGGGCGGCGAGUGGAAGAAGGUACUGUUUUCUUGUUUAUUUCCAAGUGAUCUCGCUAAUUGUGUAUGCCUGGCGGUUCUCGACCUCAUGGACGGUCGUCAAUCGAACACCGACGCGGUGGUCGCCGCCCUCGAACCUCGUCGCCCAGCAUAUAUCACGUCGGAGAAAUGGGCCCGGCUGCUCACCAUCACCAACGACUUGCGGGAGAGGCAAGUCAUGUGGGAGACCGAGGAGGAGGCAUUGGCGGACCUCGAGGUCAUCUUUGCAAUGGCCGAGGGCCUCAUGCUAAGAAAGGGGUAUGACAGGGAAGGAAGAUGGACGGGAAGUGGACCUGAGCCAUCCACUUUCCCACUUCCAGCCUUCCAUGUCCCGGUGGUCUUGGACCGGAACCAGCUCCCCUACUACGCUGGGUUCCCGCGGGAUUCGUACAAGCGGGCCCAGAAGGGACUGGUGGAACGGUACCUGGACCGAAAUAAGCACCAGAAAGCUUCGCCCAAGCGGUUGGCGCAGGCGGUGGAGAGCGGCCUCUUCUAUCUAGAGAUGGUUGAUAUCCUGUGUGGCAGAGAGGAGCGGAACGCGUUGGGCUCGGCAAGAGCCUAA
Messenger RNA from Hymenoscyphus albidus, 819 nucleotides. The record is from the annotation of a GenBank genome assembly. Lineage: Eukaryota; Fungi; Ascomycota; Leotiomycetes; Helotiales; Helotiaceae.